This is a messenger RNA of Musa acuminata AAA Group (dessert banana), 1296 nucleotides long. RefSeq names its product probable serine/threonine-protein kinase PBL25. The coding region runs from base 249 to 950 and encodes 233 amino acids. The record is from RefSeq and is a predicted model, not a curated record. The transcript has 4 exons. NCBI's taxonomy places the organism in Eukaryota, Viridiplantae, Streptophyta, Magnoliopsida, Zingiberales, Musaceae. Gene Ontology annotation, molecular function: protein kinase activity; ATP binding. Gene Ontology annotation, biological process: protein phosphorylation.
CAACUCAGGAAGCCUCCACUGAAACAACCCAAAAUGAUGCUGGAAAUGGAAAUAUUGCAGCACAAACAUUCACAUUCCGUGAGCUUGCUUUGGCUACAAAGAAUUUUCGACCUGAAUGCCUUCUGGGUGAAGGAGGGUUUGGUAGAGUUUACAAGGGUCGUGUUGAGAAAUCCGGACAGAUUGUAGCUGUUAAACAGCUCGACAGGAAUGGCUUCCAAGGCAACAAAGAAUUUCUUGUUGAAGUUUUGAUGCUCAGUCUGCUCCAUCAUCAAAAUCUAGUCAAGCUUAUCGGAUACUGUGCUGAUGGUGAUCAAAGACUUUUGGUCUACGAGUAUAUGCCUAUGGGCUCCUUAGAAGACCAUUUGCUUGACAUCUCACCUGAUCAGAAACCCCUCAGCUGGUAUACUAGGAUGAAGAUAGCUUAUGGUGCUGCUCAAGGUCUAGAGUAUUUGCAUGAGAAGGCCAACCCGCCUGUGAUCUACCGUGAUCUUAAGUCAUCUAAUAUUCUACUUGACAAAGAUUUCAAUGCAAAGCUCUCGGAUUUCGGACUUGCAAAGCUAGGUCCUAUGGGGGAUAAUGUCCAUGUUUCUUCCAGGGUGAUGGGUACAUAUGGCUACUGUGCACCCGAGUAUGCAAGAACAGGUCAUCUGACCUUGAAGUCGGACAUAUACAGCUUCGGAGUUGUUAUGCUUGAGUUGAUCACAGGAAGGAGGGUCAUCGACACGUCAAGGCCAACAGACGAUCAGAAUCUCGUCACUUGGGCAAUGCCGAUGUUCAGAGAUCAGAAGAGGUUCCCUGAGCUAGUCGAUCCACUUUUACGGGGGGAUUAUCCAGCAAAAGGCUUGAGCCAAGCAAUUGCCGUUGCUGCAAUGUGCCUCCAAGAAGAGGCCUCGGUUCGCCCGUUAAUGACUGACGUCGUUAUGUCACUGAGCUUCCUAACAACAGCAUAGUCAGCUUAGCCCUACUUCAUCUUCCAACUUCCCAUGAACAGCAGAGAGCGCAUAUAUUGGUCUGGUCGAAGCAGAUGAGAAGGGUGCUGAGGGUUGCAGCUCUCGAGCUGUGGAGGCCGUGGCAUCAUUCCAGCUCAAGACAUUAAUGGGGAUCCUAAAAUGGAAGUGAGUCAUUAUGUAUCCUAUAUACGGAGCUUGUUGCCUCUCUGAUCGUGUCUCGUUCAUCUUAGAACAUGAUCACAAUGAUCAGAGACACAGCAGCGGCAUGUUGAGUAUGAUCAUAGGGUAUGUGUGAAAACCAGGACUCCUUUUUGUUCUUGCAUCCAAGUAUGAAGCAUACAUGUUC